AUGGCGGGGGUGGAGGAGUUGAGGACGGAGGAAGAGGAGCUCCGCGACCCAGAUCUACCGCCAGUCACGGCUGAGCACAUCAAGCUGUGGCUUCCGUCAGACCUCACGCGCGAGGAGCUUGCGGAAGUGGCUAUGAAGGGAAUAGGCCGAGUGGAAUCCACGUUGCGACGAGGACAGCUUUUCCGCAACUCCCAGGUCGUUGGCCAACGAGGAGGAAUGAAGGCAAAUACCUUGUUGGGCCGUAUCGAAGAGCAAAAGAUGUGUGAUGUCCGCAAGUAUCGCAAAGCUCGGCUAGCGAUGAUUCGGCUGGAGGGUGUAGAUUUCGCACCCGAGUUUAAGGAGCUGCGGGACGAGGACUUGACUGCGUGA
This is a messenger RNA of Mycena indigotica, 369 nucleotides long. Its product is annotated as CxC2 domain-containing protein. The record is from RefSeq and is a predicted model, not a curated record. Lineage: Eukaryota; Fungi; Basidiomycota; Agaricomycetes; Agaricales; Mycenaceae. Bases 1 to 369 code for a protein of 122 amino acids. The transcript is spliced from 2 exons.